AUGAGUACAAUCCAGAGCAGUGCACACAAGGAGGGAUCGAGCGCAAAUAUCUCAUCUAUUGGUGAUUCUUACGGAGAGAACGGUCGCUUGCACACAGAUAUCAAAUCUCUUUCUACACAGGUCAAUCAGAGUACUGCAGAAAUCAAUCACUGGAAAGCGGAAGUUGAAGCUCUACCUGCCAGGCUUCAUGAUAUCCUCAGUGCAGAGGUCAAUAUGAUGAGCGCAAAGUACCAGGCCCUUUCUACAAAGGUUGGCAAUGACUUUAACGAUAGUCCACAAGCUAUCAAUCGGGGUCUUGCUGUUGGCCUACCUCUUGGUCUCGACAUCCCUCUAACCAUAGGUAUGGUUUUCUUGUUUGCCAUGUGGAUUCGUAGCAGCAUACCGCGAUACGCAAAUAACAAGGAAGCUGAAAUGUAUACCGAAGUGCGCAAGCAGACAUAG
Messenger RNA from Penicillium coprophilum, 441 nucleotides. RefSeq lists its product as uncharacterized. Lineage: Eukaryota; Fungi; Ascomycota; Eurotiomycetes; Eurotiales; Aspergillaceae. The transcript is spliced from 2 exons. The coding region runs from base 1 to 441 and encodes 146 amino acids. The record is from RefSeq and is a predicted model, not a curated record.